AUUAGAUGCUUGCUUGAGGGCGGGUUACCGGUGCACCGGUCGUACUUUCGUUUUCAAAGUCUGAACUUCCAACCCCGAAGCUCGGCCUUAACCUUGUUAUGAGCAAAGGCACCGAUGAGCAAGCGCUAGGUUCAAGGUACCCUGCUGUCGGUACUGACUCAAGAGGCAAACUACCUAAGGCUCAUAUUAUUCCUAAGCGAGUUGCUUGCAACCCAGGAGAUGUAUAAAAAGCACUCUCUUGACCACUCCUACAAAGUUCAUCAUCUCACCUCCCACCUCUCAUUGUCGUUCACGAGCGCCAAUUCUUCCAUAAGCGAGGUCCUCUAUCCUGCCUGUCGUUCAGCCGCCGAAUCCAAAAUGGCCACUACACAAAGUCAAAUGGCCUCAGCCAAACGCGGGCUUUCCGCCGGUGCCGCCAUUGUACUACCGUUGACAGAGUUAAACCUUGCUAUCCAUAACAACCGUGUACACCCACAAGAGCUGACCCACGAAACAAUCCGCGAGUGGGCAGAAACAGCCAAGGCGACGCACCUAUACCCUGUAGAACAAGUUGCUGAUGGCUUGCCUUGCCUACUCGAUGGUGAUAAGCCCAUUGAGGAGAACGCCUCGGAGGGCUUCUUUGAGGGUAUAGAAGGCUCCACAUCCUUACAGUCUACAACUCCGGCCAGUCGUGAACCGACCUGGAGAGUGCGGCCUUGGGCGCCGAACCCAGAUGGAAGCAGAAACGUCGUGAAUAAACCACUGGCGAGCGAAGCGACGAGGGUUGAGGGCUCGAGGACUGAGCAGGAGGACUGUGGGAUACAGUCCGAGGAUCACGAAGCGUCUAGUGACUGGGUCGUCCUAACAACGUCUCCUGCGUCAGGCGAUACGAUUAUACUCCCAAACGUGACACCCAAGCAGAAGAGCGGUUCCGAUACUUGA
Molecule: messenger RNA, 921 nt
Organism: Aspergillus calidoustus
Lineage: Eukaryota; Fungi; Ascomycota; Eurotiomycetes; Eurotiales; Aspergillaceae
Source: the annotation of a GenBank genome assembly